Messenger RNA from Rhodamnia argentea, 1620 nucleotides. RefSeq names its product ankyrin repeat-containing protein BDA1-like. The record is from RefSeq and is a predicted model, not a curated record. The transcript has 5 exons. Lineage: Eukaryota; Viridiplantae; Streptophyta; Magnoliopsida; Myrtales; Myrtaceae. The coding region runs from base 1 to 1620 and encodes 539 amino acids. Gene Ontology annotation, molecular function: protein binding.
AUGAGCCUUCAAGAAGCAAUAGCAGCUGAUAGUGUCAAUGAGCUCCAUAGCUUAAUUGAGGAGGACGAAAAUCUCUUAGAUCAUGGAUCCCAGGGCCCCUUCCCAAAUACUCCAUUACACGUUGCCGCAGAGCAGGGGAAAACUAAAGUGGCCAUGGAGAUAGCCACCUUGAAGCCGCCGUUCACUCGAAAGCUGAAUCGAGGGGGUCACAGCCCCAUGCACUUGGCUUUGCAAAAGAAGCAUUAUCGCAUUGUGAGGGCACUGAUGACCCUCAACCCUGAAUUGGUUAGAGUCCGAGGAAGGGGCGGGAUCACCCCUUUGCAUUUUGUAGCCGGGGAAAAAGGAGACAAUGGGUGGGACAGCGUGGAGCUUCUGGAACUCCUGGCCGAAUUCUUGUCUGCUUGCAAAUCAUCCAUCGAAGACUUGACGAACCAAUGCGAGACUGCGGUUCAUGUUGCCGCCAGGACCGGCAACAACGAAGCAUUCAAGGUUUUGUUUGGAUGGCUUAAGCGAGUCCAUCUCACACGAAUCUUGGAAUGGAAAGACCAAAACGGUGACACCGUCUUACACAUUGCUGCAUCCGAAAAGCAGCCCGAGAUCAUCAAGCUGUUGAUUGGGUACACGGCUGUAAAAGCGAAGAACUUCCAAGGUAAGACGGCUCUGGACAUCUUCCAAGAGAAUCCUAGCGGCGAUCAAGAUCUAGCGAAUUGGUCACGCUGUCUAGGACGUCGGGCAAUUACUCCUACCCUCUCUCUAUCACAGUUUUUUGGCGAGGAACUAACUUCCUUUGAGAAGUGCGCAAAUUUUUUCAGAAUUCCAGAUGAAUCCGCUCGCAACAUAAUCCUUGUAGUGUCUACCUUAAUCGCGGCUGCCACUUACCAAGCCGCUCUCACUCCUCCAGGAGGAUACUGGCAGGAUUCCUCUUCAAAUGCCACCACCAACUCCACUGUCGUUAUCACCAAUUCCAGCAGCAUUGAUUCCGGAAAAACACAUCUAGCCGGAGAUAUUAUCCUGAGAGGUUGGGGAUUCACUGUGUACACGAUCCACAAUAGCAUGGCCUUCUUCGCCUCCAUCACCACAAUCUGGGCUACCACUUUUACUGUAGAGGCCAACCCUUUGCUUCACAUCCCUAUACCCCUUCUCUGCCUCGCUUACUAUUGCUCUCUUGGUAUCCAAAUUCCGCAAGACUGUGAGAUCAUCAAGCUGUUGAUUGGGUACACGGCUGUAAAAGCGAAGAACUUCCGGGGUAGGACGGCUCUGGACAUCUUCCAAGAGAAUCCUAGCGGCAACCAAGAUCUAGCGAAUAGAAUCCCAGAUGAAUCCGCUCUCGACGUAAUCCUCGUAGUGUCUACCUUAAUCGCGGCUACCACUUACCAAGCUACUCUCACUCCUCCAGGAGGAUACUGGCAGGAUUCCUCUUCAAAUCCCACAGCCAAUUCCACUGUCGUUACCGCCAAUUCCAGCAGCAUUGCUACCGGAAAAACACAUGAAGCCGGAGAUAUUAUCCUGAGAGGAAGUGAUGAAAAAAUGUUUGCUGAAUUCAAGGAGGCUAUGACUAGCCAGUUCGAGAUCAGAGAUUUAGUAUUGAUGUCCUAUUUUCUUGACCUUGAAGUGAAGUAA